UCUUGAGGUAGUUAUAAAUCUGCAUUCACUCUCAGUAACAUGGUUUCAUUUGGAGUCCUGCUGUUUCUUUCUCUCUUUUGUGUUGGAUCAUCACAUGCUUGCUUCUGUGCCUCAUUAAGCUGGGCCACUUGUAAUGAAUCUUCAUGUGAAUGUCAUGUCAUUGUGGGUAAAGGGCAGAGACAAGCUCUAAACUGCACUACAUCAAUUCCAAAGUGCCUCCUGAUGAGGGCUGAGAUGCACCGCCUUCGGCACCACCCGUCCUCGUUGAGCCAGCCCACCCAGAUGCCAGUGGCCCACGACGGUGCCCCGUACGACCCGCAGUGUGGUUCUGACGGGCUCUUCAGGGCCAGGCAGUGUGACGAGGCAGAUGUGUGCUGGUGUGUGGACGGCUUAGGAGUACGGCGCUCUCACAUGGGGGCCCGGAGCCUUGAGGGUGAGGAGCUAGUGGAGGCGAGCUGGGUACAGGUUGAGGUGAAGCACAGAGGCCAGCAGCUCCCUGGUAUCUUUGCAGCUGCAGAGUAUGAUGUCGAUGCCUGUCUCAUCACUCUGGAUGUGAAAAGGAACGUCGGCAACCAGACACACGAGCUGUCUCAACUGGCCAACUACAUGGAGAAGGAUGUUAACAUGCAGUUGCUCUUCGAUGACCUAGUGAAGAUCGAACAGACAAUAGCAGGUGAGAAAUUGGAAAUGGAGAGCAUCCAGGCGUAUUAUGUGGGUGAAGAGGCAGCCUCUACUACCACACAGAGGCUCAGUGGUACCAUGCUGACUCUCAGUGUGGCCCUGAUCCUUGCUGUUCUUCUAGGACUUCUCAUUCAGCUCCUGAUAAGAAGACAAAAGCAGGGUAAAUAUGAAAAGGCCCAGACAAGUGAAAUGGAGGAAAUUUAAGAUAAUCUUCAUGUUUAUACAUAUUACAUUUUGAUUCUGUACUCUAUAUUGAGACCAUAAAAAUGCAAAAUUAAUCUUUUUAACUGAAUAUUUGUAUAGUUUAUUAUGUAUUAAUGCCCUAUGUAACUAAGUGACGUGUUUCGCCAUUAUAAUCAAAUGGUAUUGCAUUUAAAAUGAAAGUACAUUUAAAAAGACUGCUGUUGUACUCGUUGAAAUAACCUCACUGCAAUAAACAUCUC
Electrophorus electricus (electric eel) is the source of this 1124-nucleotide messenger RNA. Its product is annotated as epithelial cell adhesion molecule. The record is from RefSeq and is a predicted model, not a curated record. Lineage: Eukaryota; Metazoa; Chordata; Actinopteri; Gymnotiformes; Gymnotidae. Gene Ontology annotation, cellular component: membrane.